Numida meleagris (helmeted guineafowl) is the source of this 588-nucleotide messenger RNA. Its product is annotated as hypoxia-inducible factor 3-alpha-like. Gene Ontology annotation, biological process: cellular response to hypoxia; regulation of transcription by RNA polymerase II. The record is from RefSeq and is a predicted model, not a curated record. Gene Ontology annotation, molecular function: RNA polymerase II transcription regulatory region sequence-specific DNA binding; protein dimerization activity; DNA-binding transcription factor activity, RNA polymerase II-specific. The transcript has 3 exons. NCBI's taxonomy places the organism in Eukaryota, Metazoa, Chordata, Aves, Galliformes, Numididae. The coding region runs from base 1 to 588 and encodes 195 amino acids.
AUGGUCGUCGCGCGAGCCGGGCGCGUCCUCGUGCAAGACACGUGUGUCCUCGUGCAAGGGCGUUGUCGUGGAUCCUGGUGCGAGGCCUCGGGGUGUCUUUGUUGGUCCUCGUGCGAGGCACUGCCCCAACCGACCCCAUUGCCCAUCCCAGUGCCCCCAACCAACCCCAUUGCCCAUCCCAGUCCCACCAGCCCCGACCCCCCCCCAACCCUUGGGGCUCCGUCCCGUCUCCGCAGGUCGACGCCGGAGCUGCGCAAGGAACGUUCCCGGGACGCGGCGCGGUGCCGGCGCAGCCGGGAGACCGAGGUGUUCUACCAGCUGGCGCACACCCUGCCCUUCGCCCGCGGCGUCAGCGCCCACCUGGACAAGGCGUCCAUCAUGCGCCUCACCAUCAGCUACCUGCGCGUGCACCGCCUGCUGGCCGCCGGGCCAUGGGCGGCGGCGGCGGAGGAGGUGGACGUGUGCUACGCACGGGCGCUGAGCGGGUUCCUGAUGGUGCUGAGCGAGGGGGGGGACAUGAUUUUCCUGUCCGAGAACGUCAGCCGCCUGCUGGGGCUCGGCCAGGUGCGUGCGUGCACGCGCGUGUGA